Molecule: messenger RNA, 4475 nt
Organism: Astyanax mexicanus (Mexican tetra)
Lineage: Eukaryota; Metazoa; Chordata; Actinopteri; Characiformes; Acestrorhamphidae
Gene: efcab14
Product: EF-hand calcium binding domain 14
Exons: 8
Coding region: 603-1658 (351 amino acids)
Source: RefSeq, a predicted model, not a curated record
CUAACGUAACCUAACGCCUCCCGGUAGGAAGCGGGUUAGCCGAUGCCGCUGAAGGAACGGGGCUGAGCGGGUUUAAUUCGGCGCUGAAGAGAAGCUGAGACUGUUUGGGGCGCAGAGGAGGCUUUAAUACAUAUCUGAACACAUAGAGACAAAAGGCGCGGGGGUGAAUUGUUUUUAAAAAGUGAUAAAAUCGCUGUUUUAUGGCCGGGAAAAGGAAAGGAGCCAUGUAGCGCUAGCUAGCUUAGCUAACUAGCACAGGUCUGGUUUACAGCUGGAGCUGUUCAGCGGUCAGUUUAACUAUGUUAUGUGAGUAUACAGAUAUUUAUUACAGUUAUUUCGCUGGUUAAAAUGUGGAUAUACCUUAGGUAGCUGACUAAAGCCGGUAAAAGUGUGCUAAUCUGACGGAUUUAUCCUAGUUUAGCUAUCUACCUAGCUAGCGGCUGUACCCGUUAGCCCAGACUGUCACCCACAGGUAAACAAACCCAGCCUGGUCUCUGACAGCCCGCCCCGCUCUAACGUUAUCUUACCCCAAACUGGAUAAAACCCUGGAUCUGGUCGGCCUGAAUUCUGGGUCGGCCGGGGCUCUGACCCCCCAGAAGAAGAUGAAGAAACGCAAGGAGCUGAACGCGUUGAUCGGGCUCGGCGACAGCAAGAGGAAGAAGACCAAGAAGUGCUCCGGCCACCGGCUACUGCGGACCGAGCCGCCCGGCUCAGAGUCAGAGUCCAGCUCCGAGGACGAGGAGUUCAGCGGCCUGAGCAGCGGUGGAGUUUUCAGAAAAAGUUACACUCAGUGCUGCACCAUCUGCUACCCGCUGUGUGUGUUCAUAAUUUUGGCUGCUUGUGUCAUGGCCUGUGCUGGACUGAUAUGGAUGCAGAUAGCACUAAAAGAAGAUUUGGAUUCCCUCAAGGAGAAACUUCGCACUAUGGAAUCAAGCCAAAAGGCGUCUUCACAUGACAUACCAAAGCUUAGUGAGGAGCUGAAGGCCAAGCAGCGGAUUUUGGAGGACAUAGAGAGUGGAGACAAGGGCCUGAAUAAACUGUGGUCAAAUCUUACAGAAAUCAACAGAAAAAUUAGUACACUGGACUCUGCUGUUAACCACCUGAAGGCAAACAUUAAAUCAGCAUCAGAUUUGAUUACUCUGCCAACAACAGUUGAAGAGCUGCAGAAGAGUGUUGCCACCAUCGGAAGCACACUGACUAGUGUUCAACAUGAUGUUCAGAUGAUUCAGACCUUUAUAGAGGACCAGAAGAAAGGAGAGAACCAACAAAAGGGUCAGACGGACCCUCCACAGUCUAUGGACCCUGAUGAUAGCAGCAGACGCCUUGGUGAAGGGACAGAAAACAGUAGUAAUUCUGGAUCCACACAGUCAUCAGGCUCGAACCCCACACGUCAUCCACGGUUUCUAAAUAAGAACCGAGCCAAGAGAGAGAAUGCACCUACACAACAGCGUCUAACGCUCCCAGGAGUCAAAUCUGUUGAAGAUUUGGAGAAGCUCCUGCAAGCUCAGCCGGACUUCUCGUCUGGAGGCGUGUCGUAUGAAGAUUUAAGGAAGAUCUUUGGGCCGUCCACUCCAGGCGCCCACCUUCUUGAGCCUUAUGAUGUGGAUCGAGACCACAGGUAUACCCUGGCGGAGCUGCAGGCUGCGAUUGCUCUGUGAGCUCAGCCCUUGUUUUGUUUUUUUGUCAGUGGAUCAAUGCAAACGGGUUGGGGCUGGGUUCCUGAUCGUGGAACGGCCGUGUAGAACAAUAACUUGAUAUACGAGAACACUUUUCCCUUGAGCCCCGAACAAACAGCUGGACGACACGCUGACUCAGUGGAUAUACUGUUCAGGGGGGCUCACAAUGACUGCUGCACUUUCUAAUUUCGUUUAAUCAGUAUUCGAGUGGUUAACUGGCAAACAGCAGACGGACCUUCUUUGCAUGCCAUGAGCACAGGGUACAUGUCACCAGUUCAGCUGUUUACUUUACUUUUACUUUGGCGAUCACAGGUAUGAUGUAAGCGUUUACAGUGCUCUAAUAACUCUCUAAUUGACCUCCAAACAACUGAUUUUGAAGAUUCUGAAUGUUAAUGGUUUGUUUUAGUAGAUGUGAAUGUGAAAGGAAUAAAUAGUUAAUCAGAAGUUAAUACUCAUUGCAGUUCCUGCUGGCCACUUUGAGGCCUAACAUAAAAAUUAAGAAAUGUAUGCUAGAUUUAUUCUCACGAAACGUCACUUUUCCCACUGGUGAUUAUCUGAAUGUUUGUAGUCAUGUUUUUCUAUGAGUACACAAUCAUGCUGAAAUGUUCUCUAGGCUAGUAGUUUUUUUUUUUUUUUGUCUUUUUAUCUCCCUUAUUUAUAUCCUAUCCUAUUGAAAUAUAAUCCCUUCUAAUUAUAAUCUGAAUUCACUAUUUGAAGGGCUAUAAAGAUAAUAAGCUUUCUCAUUAUUUAAUGUACAGUUGAUUUACUCAUUCAGCAGAUGUAGCAUCUGCCCAGACCAAGAUUAAGUGUCUAAAGGCCUAUUCACACAAAGCAAAUUUUUUUCGCAUUAAAUUUUUACCUAAAUUUGCCUACUCCACAUUUUUUUUUUUUUUUGUGAACUAUAAAACUAAAAAAAAAACUAAGUUUGCCAUAUAAGCUUUUGUCUUUUGCUGCGAACAGGAUGAGCUGUUCUGCUGCUGUCUAUAUGCUUGUUUUGUUUAGUCUACAAAAGGACUAUAGCGAAUAAUUAAUAACAAAAAAAAGUGAAAUAAGUCAAAUGUGAAAAACUGAAUCAUUUAUACCACAUAGUGAUAUUUAAGGUGCUGUGGUCAAAUCACAAUCAGCAUGGACUGAGGUAUCCUUUGUAAAUAUUGCAGUUGCGAGAUUGCAAAAUUAAAGCCUGUAAAAAGCCAAAGUUCGGUUAUUCAGCUUUUGGCAAAAUGUUUCCCUUUGUCUAAUUACAGCCACACAUUUUAAAUUUAAUGCACCCCGAGUCUGAAAUCAUGUUGGCGGAGCUCCGAUUGUCCAGCUUUUUACUAAAACAUCUGUACAGUGGAGAAAAUAGAGCAGGCUCCGACUUAAAAAUGUAUUUGUCGUUGGCACCGUAAAUAUAUUUGUGUUCUUUUUUUUAAGCUUGAUGUUUUUUUUGUUUGUUUUUAUAAAAGUUAGACUUUGUGUGAAUAGGCCUUAUGCCUUUAUUGGACAAAAACAGCAUGUUUAUUGUUUAACCCUCUUGUUAUGUUCAUUUGUAAGGAACAGCAAUAAUGUUCCCAGGUCAAAUUGACUCGUUUUUAACAAGGUUUAAUAUUCCAAACAUAUUUAACAUGAUCAAUAUUUUCACCCUUUGCAUAUCAUAAUUUACUGAGCCUAAAAUGAUUUGGAACAGUAUGCGUGUAAUAGGAGAGUGUAAUAGGAGCGUGUAAUAGGUUUCCUGCAUCAAAAAUGAUUGGAAAAAUAUUUUUCUGUAUUUAUUUCAGUUUAGAAACAGGACCGUUUGAUCUGCAACAUAAAAGAAGGGUUAAUCCAUUAAAUUGAUCAUUUAUGCCUAAAGGCAUGUGUUCUGGCUCACACUCUUUGUACCCCAGUUGUGUUUAAAGGACUAGAAGGAUAAUUCUACACAGUUUGUCCAUUUACAAGGAAAAUCUUAAAGUCCUGACAGGUAGUGAAAAAAACACUGAUUUGGUUUGAGUGUAUAUUUUUUAUAUUGCUAUAUGCUAAUGUUUCACAGACUGUCCAGUCACAUUAGACUGUCUGAUGUUCAGUGAUGUAAAUAUAUGAACCUGGUAUUAGCCUGAGUGUCAGCCCAGUGGCAGCAGCACCGCUUUUGUCCUGCUAAACGUAAACUGCUUCAUUGUUUCCCUCUUACUAUUGUUUUCCUCCAGUCUCUCCAUGACCCACUUAGUUUACUUGAUUUUGCUUGAUUUUCCAGUCGGUGACUUUUUGAAAUUGAAGUUUUAGAUCAGAGGCGAGGCCCAACAAAUAUCUGGCAGUUUUGCUAUAUGGACCAGUCGGCCAUUGCUACAGCCAAUGAGAGCGCCAGACACCAUUACACAGACAAGACGAGACAAAUUUAUAUAGUGUGAAAGGUACAACCAUGUGACCACUCCAAAAGUUGUGUAGUGUGAACCUGAUGUAUGCUACUUUCCAGUUUUAAGCUGGAAAUGCUUAUCAUUUUAAAACUAAUAUCAAAGAACAAACAAUAUCUUCAAUGCUGGCUUUAACUGGCGUCACUUGGAGCUUCAGUCCAACUUGUUCUCCAGCCCACUCGUGAUGCAGACCUGGCUGAAUGUGUUUAAUGUCAGACUGUUUGUAGCAGAAGCAAUACACCAUGUCAGCUGGCUGGUGCUUGGGCUAAUUUUUAACUACUUUAUGUAUUAAUAAAGAUUGUUCUUAUGAAGGUUUAGGUUGGAUAACUGGAUCAUGCAAAAUAAUUCUCAGCAUUGUACAUUGUACUGAAUUCAGGUUUGCUUUGCGUUUUGCUUUCGACAUAACAUGUAUAAAGGCCUAAUUUAUCCCAAA